Molecule: messenger RNA, 5343 nt
Organism: Chiloscyllium plagiosum (whitespotted bambooshark)
Lineage: Eukaryota; Metazoa; Chordata; Chondrichthyes; Orectolobiformes; Hemiscylliidae
Source: RefSeq, a predicted model, not a curated record
CAGUAAAGUCAGAAGAAAUCAAUACAUUGACUGGUUCAAUUUCAGUCAUAUAAUGAAUUUACCGACUCAUCUGCUCGUUCUGCGUCUUGAUUUUUGUGUGCGUGCAAUGCGUUUUGUGUGACCCUCCCCCCCUCCGUUUACACGACGUGUUUCCUUCCUGCCUCAUGUGGCUCGAGCUGAAGUGAGGAGUUUAACGUUUACUUCGUAUUGAUUUAUGUUUCUCUCUCUCCACACAAUCUCGGAACAAAAUGCUAAUUGGGAAGGAGAUUCCGUGGAGACGUUUGGAAAGUAUCUCGUUCAACGUCUAUUCCACAGAAGAUAUCAGGAAGCUGAGCGUAAAAGCAAUCACGAAUCCUUAUUUCCUGGAUAAUGUGGGCAAUCCAGCAGCGAAUGGUCUUUACGAUUUGGCAUUAGGUCCAGCUGAUUCGAAGGAAGUAUGUGGUACCUGUGCGCAAGAUUAUAAUAAUUGCCCUGGACACAUUGGCCAUAUAAAUCUCCCAUUAACUGUCUAUAAUCCGCUAUUUUUUGAUAAACUGUAUCUGUUGAUAAGAGGCUCCUGUUUGAAUUGCCAUUUCCUGACAUGCCCCCGUGCAAUGAUGUACCUGCUGCUAAAUCAGUUGAAAGUUAUAGAUGUCGGAGCCAUUGAAGCUGUUUAUGAGUUGGAGAAUGUACUGAAUAAGGUGCUGGAGGAAAAUUCAAAUGCCACUGUGGAUGAAAUCCAGACUGCACUGAAUGAACAUACUUUAAUUAUUCUGAACAAUCGUAUGAAUGACAAAGUUUCCCGGGUAAAAAAUGUGAGUGACUGCAAAGAUAAAUUGAUAGGCGAUUUCUGGAAAAAUCAGAUGAAAUCAAGGAAGUGUCCAAACUGCCAAGCUGGCAAAUCAGUUGUGCGGAAAGAACACAACAGCAAACUAAUUGUGACAUAUCCCACAAUUGCUCUGAAAGUCAAAGAGAAUGAAGAUACAGCUGAGGCUGUGGAAGACAGUGGAGGUCUUGAUGAUUUGCUGUUAGGAAAACGAGGAUUUCUGACUCCCACUACUGCAAGAGACCACAUGUUGGCACUGUGGAAAAAUGAUGGCUUCUUCCUGAAAUAUCUAUUUCCUGGCUUGAGAAUACAUGGGAAUACAAAGUCCAGCUGGAAUCUUGACAUGUUUUUUCUGGAUGUACUUGUUGUACCUCCUUCCAGAUUUCGUCCAGUCAAUCGACUGGGAGACCAGAUGUUCACCAAUGGUCAAACGGUUAAUCUGCAAGCUGUGAUGAAAGAUGUUCAAGUGAUACACAAGCUUCUGGCUCUAAUGGCACAGGAGCAAAUCAAGACAGUGCAAUCCAUUUACACAGAGGAGAUAUCAGCGAUACCUGUUCCAGAAGACAAGACACCAACCAGGAUGGACCUUGCCUUUUUAGCUGGUAUUCCUGGACAGACAUUGACAGAUAAACUCUACAGUGCCUGGAUACACCUUCAAAGCCAUGUCAACAUUGUUUUUGACAGUGAUAUGGACAAGCUGAUUACAGACAAGUUUCCGGGUGUCCGUCAGAUCCUGGAGAAGAAGGACGGUCUCUUCCGUAAACACAUGAUGGGAAAACGUGUGGAUUAUGCAGCUCGUUCAGUCAUCUGCCCUGACAUGUACAUCAAUACCAAUGAGAUUGGUAUUCCAAUGGUUUUUGCUACAAAGCUAACCUAUCCUCAGCCAGUGACACCAUGGAAUGUGCAGGAGCUGAGGCAAGCAGUAUUAAAUGGGCCGAAUGCACAUCCUGGGGCUUCUAUGGUAAUUAAUGAAGAUGGGUCUCGUACUAUUCUGAGUGCAUCAAACCCAACCCAGAGAGAAGCCAUUGCCAAACAACUGUUAACACCAAGCACUGGCGAACAGAGCUUAGGCAUGAAAAUUGUGUGCCGGCAUAUUAAGAACGGAGAUGUUCUGUUGCUGAACCGUCAACCUACUUUGCACAGGCCGUCCAUCCAGGCCCACCGGGCCCGGAUCCUACCAGGAGAGAAGGUCCUGCGGCUUCACUAUGCGAACUGUAAAGCCUACAAUGCUGAUUUUGAUGGGGAUGAAAUGAAUGCACACUUUCCACAGAAUGAACUUGGCCGAGCAGAGGCUUAUGUAAUUGCUAGUACUGACGAACAGUAUUUGGUUCCCAAGGAUGGGAAGCCUUUGGCAGGUUUAAUUCAGGAUCACAUGGUUUCUGGCACCAGCAUGACAAUCCGUGGCCGUUUCUUCACACGGGAACAGUACAUGGAGCUUGUUUACCGAGGCCUUACAGAUAAAAAGGGCCGGGUGAAGAUUCUUCAACCUGCUGUGCUUAAACCGUAUCCACUUUGGACUGGAAAGCAGGUUGUUUCAACGCUGCUGAUUAAUAUAAUUCCCAAGGAUCAAAUGCCAUUGAACUUGAUAGGGAUAUCUAAAAUCAGUGGCAAGGCUUGGGUUAGAGAAGCUCAGCGCAUGGUGGCGACCUUUGGUCUGGAGUGGAUGUCUGAGUCCAAGGUUGUCAUUCUGGAAGGAGAGUUGCUGUGUGGUGUUCUGGACAAGGCACAUUAUGGAAGCUCAGCCUAUGGCUUGGUCCACUGCUGUCAGGAACUGUAUGGUGGUGAGACAAGUGGAAAAGUACUGACCUGUCUGGCUCGCCUCUUUACUGCUUACCUCCAGCUGUAUAGGGGAUUUACUUUAGAUGUUGAAGAUAUUCUAUUGAAGCCCAAGGCAAAUGCGAAGAGGCAAAAAAUCAUUGAAGAGUCAACUCAAUGUGGAGCCAAGGCUGUCCGAAAAGCUUUUAACUUACCAGAGAGUGCCUCAUGUGAUGAAGUUCAGGACAAAUGGCAAAAUGCUCAUCUCAGUAAAGAUCCCAAGGACAUAAAUGUGGUGGAUUUGAAAUAUAAGGAAGAAGUGAAUUUGUACAACAACCAAAUCAACAAGUCCAGUAGUCCCAAGCGCAGGAUGAGGAAGUUCCAUUUGGAUUAUAAUCAGUUUAAAAACUUGACUGGGCCUUUCUCUUCUUUUCUUAGUUUAAAGGAGCUGUUGUAUCUCAAGUGGCAACGAGCUCUAUGUGAGCCAGGAGAGGCCGUAGGGCUCCUUGCUGCACAAAGUAUUGGAGAACCAUCAACACAGAUGACACUGAACACUUUCCAUUUUGCUGGCCGAGGAGAGAUGAAUGUCACAUUGGGUAUCCCCAGGUUGCGUGAAAUUCUCAUGGUGGCGAGUGCUAACAUUAAAACUCCAAUGAUGAGCAUUCCUGUUUUGAACUCAAAGAAAGCAUUGAAGAAGGUUAAAAAACUGAAAAAGCAGCUCGCAAGGGUGUGUUUGUCAGAGGUUUUACACAAAAUUGAGGUAAAAGAUUCUUUCCAGGUUCAAGGCACGCUGGAGAAGUUCAGAAUUUACCGAAUAACAUUUCAUUUCCUGGCUUACAAUCUGUACCGACAAGAGAAAUGUUUGACACCAGAUGACUUAUUGCACUACAUGGAAACAAGGUUUUUUCAACUGCUGCUUGAUGGCAUCAAAAAGAAAAGUGCCAAGCUGGGUUCAUUUAAAGCUGUCAAUGUCCGGAAGGCCACACAGAAGGAUCUUGAUCAGGACUCUGGAGAGAGUGAUGGGAAGCAGGCAGAAGAUGACCAUGACCUUCAAGGCGAAGCUGAGGCCCCAAUCAUUGAUGCAGAAGCAGAAGAAGGAGAUGCAGACGCAACAGAAGCUAAAAGGCGUGAAAAACAGGAGGAGGAGAUUGAUUAUGACAGCGAAGGAGAAGAGGCUGGAGAUAAUGCAGAUGAACCAGAAGAGAAAGAAGAUGAUGAUUUUCCAUCUAGUGAGCAAAAUGAAGUCACAGACCAAAACCUUUUGGAAUGUCCCUAUAAUUUCACCAAGGUCACCAAAGAAAAGAGGAGAAGAAAGCAAACUAUCACAGAGACCAUGGAUGAGCUGAGAGUGAAUGCAGUUUUGAAUUUACAUUCUGCUAUUGAAGAUUAUAAAUAUGAUGUAGCUGACAGUCUUUGGUGUGAGGUAAGAUGUGAAACUUUGGAUCUCAAUCGUUUAUAUUCAAACGACAUCCAUGCCUUUGCCAACACAUAUGGUAUUGAAGCUGCUCUAAGAGUCAUAGAGAAAGAAAUAAAAGAUGUCUUUUCUGUAUAUGGCAUUCAAGUGGAUCCUCGCCAUCUUUCUCUUGUGGCAGAUUACAUGUGUUUUGAUGGUUCAUACAAACCAUUUAAUCGAAUUGGCAUGCAGUCAAGCUCCUCGCCCCUUCAGCAGAUGACCUUUGAAACCAGCUAUAAGUUCUUAAAACAUGCAACCAUGCUCGGUUCUCAGGAUGAAUUGAAGUCUCCAUCAGCCUGCCUGGUGGUGGGGAAAGUAGUCCGUGGUGGCACUGGCCUUUUUGACCUGAAGCAGCCUCUUAGAUGAAUGCUCUUUUCUGAUUUCUCGUCUCACUAAGAACUAUUGUUAAAAGUAGACAUCGAUGGAAUAUUUUAUUUGUGUAUAUUUUACAUAUUUUAUAAAAUACCGAAUUGGAAGAGACAAAUAAGAUGACUGGUGUCUGUACUAUCAGCCUCUUCACAGCAGCAGGUGGUGAACCAGCACCUACAACCUGAAGUUGCUUUGACCUGCUUCUAAUUGCAGUGCAAAAAAGCAGCCAAAGCUAUGUAGAUAAGACGACGAAAUGUACUAAAGUCUCACGCAAGUUGCAGUUAAGUGAUGGAAGCCAGUAGGAGCAAAUCCGAGGAUGUUCACACGUGGUGCCACGAGUUGACAGCAUUUACCGUCUUCCUGGGUGGAGAAGUAUGAACCUCGGUCCUGUGCCCAGGAACAUUGAAAUAAAUAUCACUGGCCAGUAAUGGUGACAUGUUUUUCAUGAAGCUGUUGUCACCCAUGCAAGUCAUCUUGCGGAGCCAUCUUUAUAUUAAUUAUAGAAUUGAAUAUAUAAUCUGCUCUAUCUCCUCAAUCAGGUCCUGACUGGCCCAGCCUGAAGUGACUGAGUUCUGUCAUCGGAUAAUGGCAAGUUUCUUCUCCACAGUUUCCUGCCCCUUGGAAGACUGCUCCCAUUCCCUCCUGCUCCUCAGUAUCUAUCAGGUCACCACAUAGCCUGCUCCAGUUGUGCAGAGCACAUUACAUCAGGAUGAUGCGGCAUGCUCUGUGCAGACUAUUCUGGAGGGACUCGCUGCAGCAGCACACCACCAACCCCUGCUACCCACCCCACCAACAACUACACCUUCAGCCCUAUAGUCAGCUCCUGGUUGUGGCAUGGGCACCAAUUUUGGUGCAGGUGCAAUGCCUGCUGAGUGACCAACACUGGCCCUGAUCUGCCUUUCCAAAAUGCAGCACCUCACAUUUAUCUAAAUUAAAUUCCAUCUGCCACUCCUCGGCCCAU